UGCAGCGGAGUGACUUUCCCUGUUGCCUGGCAACGCCUCCAAACUUAAACGGACGUUGAGAGAAAUUACAAUAGCUGAACGUUGAAGGCAGCAAAACAUUAAACAUGAGUCAAAGUUAAGAUAGAAAACCAGGGCAGCAGAUGAGUUAACGUUAACAGAAAAUGUCGGAAGAACACUCACAGGAAAACACUGAAGGAUGUGUCACUGAACACUCUGAGGAGGAUGAGGAGGAAUCAAAAAAGCAGCUCCCUGCAGACAUGUACUACAAUUAUGAAGAGCUUCAUUCGAGACCGUUCAUAACAUCCGACUCUGAAAUCCCAGAGAACCUCCUGCACCUUUCUCACUCCUUCGGUUUUGACAGUGGGCGCAGGGGGAACCUGCAGCUGCUGAAUGACAGAACUCUAAUCUUUAUAGCUGGAAACCUGCUCGUCCUGCUGGACGUUUUCACCAAGGAACAGAGAUACAUCCGCUCCUGCAGCGGAGGAGGAAUCGGCGCCAUCACGACACACCCUAGCAAGGAGUACUUUGUUGUAGCUGAGAAGGGAAACAAGCCCAACAUCAUAGUCUAUGAAUAUCCCUCGUUACGACCGUAUCGCAUCCUCAGAGGUGGCACAGAGAGAGCGUACAGCUUUGUGAAUUUUAACCGUGAUGGGAGCCUGUUGGCCAGUGUGGGGAAUGCGCCUGACUUCAUGAUGACGCUGUGGGAUUGGAGGCAGGAGUUGAUGCACAGCUGCAUGGCCACUUCAAAGGAGGUUUACCGACUCAGCUUCUCUCCACACAACCCGGGACUGUUCACAUCAUCAGGAGCUGGACACAUCAUGUUUUGUAAAUUUGGCAGCUCAUUCACAAGUGAGAAAUUACAAGGUGUUAUGGGACCUUUUGGGAAUAUUCCAGCAACUAAUAUUGAGGGUUACAUGGAGCUUCCUGAUGGAAAGGUGGUGUCUGGCUCAGACUGGGGCAACUUGCUGCUGUGGGAAGGGAAUAUGGUGAAGGUGGAGAUCUGCCGUAAGGGUGGGCGGAACUGCCACGCCGGGAUUGUUCAGCCAUUUGCCCUAGAGGACGGACAGCUGAUGACGAUGGGCUCUGAUGGAGCGGUCCGGGGCUGGGACUUUGAGAGCAUCGACACUGCUAAUAGUAAAAGCAGCAGCAGCAGGUUUGAGAUGGAGCCAAUGAAUGAGAUGGUGGUCGGUCAUAACGUCUGCCUCUCCUCAAUAGUGAGGAGUUCUGUGACUGACUCCUUCGUCUGGUUUGCUCAGGAUUCAAACGGAGCCAUCUGGAAACUGGAUCUGUCAUUCACCUACACAACUCCUGAUCCCGAGUGCCUGUUUUCCUUCCACGCUGGACCGAUCCAGGGCCUGGAUGUGUCGAGGAAAUCCCACCUCAUGGCCACAACAUCUCUAGACCGUUCAAUCAGAGUUUUUGACUUCCUUGCAAAAAAAGAACUGACCACCAUUCGCUUCAGUCAGGGUGGAACUUGUCUCAGCUGGGCUCCAACUUUGGUGAACCAGAGUGGAGGUUUACUGGUGACAGGCUUUAAGGAUGGGGUGGUCAGGUUACUGGAGCUGUACGACCCCCAGAGGCUGCAUGCGGUCGUCGGGCGCAGUCCCAAAGGAGAUGCAAAGCUGCAACUCAAACAGGCCUUCAAACCCCAUAAUGCUCCUGUAACUGCUGUUGCGUAUGAGCGGAAUGGGGAGAUCUUAGCCACAGGGAGCUCAGACAGCACGGUGUUCUUCUUCACUGUUGGGGAAAAAUACAACCCCAUCGGAUUUGUCCGUGUUCCCGGGCCGGUGCAGGCGCUGGAGUGGUCUCCUCAUUCACAUAGUGAAAACAGGCUGCUCGUCCUGUGUCAGAACGGUCACGUGGUCGAGGUGCAGAGUCCUGAUCCAGAGGCCCGGAAGCCGACCAAAACCUUCCAGCUCCCUGAGUUGCCCUGCAGAUAUUUCAGGUUCAGGAGCAUCAAAUCUCGAGUCAAGAGAGACGAGGAAAUCGCAAGACGUCAAGCUGCAAAAGAAAAGAAGGAGAAAGAGAGAGAGGAGAGGUUGAAAGAGCAGCCAGCAGCAGGGCAAGAGGAAGAAGAAGAAGAGGAGGAAGAGGAAGAGCUGCCCUCUAUCUACAUCCCCGACCCUCCAAGUCCUCUCUACUGUGGCUUCUACUCACAGCCUGGCCAGUUCUGGCUUUCCAUGGGAGGCUAUGACUCAGGCUUCUUGUAUCACUGUAAGUUCUCUGAAGAGCAGGACCAGGAUCUGGACCAGCGGCAGGAUGAGCCGUUUGACUGGCUUUCUGUCCAUGACACAGACAACGACCCCAUUCGCUCCAUCACCUUCAGCUCCAACAAGCAGCUGCUGCUCUGUGGCAUGCACUCAGGCUCCAUCAGAGUUUACCCUCUGCAGCCCAGCGACCACAGCCUCACCUCCAUGACGGCGUACUGGGCUCUCAGUGCCCACGACAACCAGUACGGACACUUACGGCACAUCCGCUGUGGCUAUGACGACCACUUUGUGUUGACCGCGGGAGACGACGGGAACAUCUUCUCCUUCAGCCUGAUUCCUCCGGAGGAGCUCGAGAAAGACCUCCAGAGAAAGAGAGCCAAGGUUCCUUCACCCAGGACGGGUCUUGAGAAUGAGACGUUAGCACAGGACAUUGAGGACCCAGCAGCCUACAGCAUAGAGACAGCCAAGCAGAAGCUAGAGAAGGACCGUCUGCGUCGGGCGGCCGAGCUGAAGAUUGUAGCGAAGCAAAAGAAGCUGUCUGAGCUCCAGAAGAAGUUUAAACAGCAGCUGAACAAAAACCAGAGUCUGGUGGAGCAUGUUCGUCUGAAACCUCAGAAGCUGCAGCUGGACCGGCGUUUCAUUGAGCAGGCAGAGAGGCUGAAGGCUCAGCAGGUGAGGGAGAUCAGAAAACACAUGGCCUGGGAGCAGGAGCGCUGCAGCAUAGCACUCAGCAAACUACAGACCUGGUUCGCAGACUCUCUGGACUCCGACGUGAUCACUGUGGUUGCCAUCUGCACCGACCACAGAGUCUUCACUUACCGUUUGCCAGCACUAACCGAGCCUUCAGCCCAGCACAGACAUCAGACCAAACCCGAUGACGGAGCUGCUGCACCAGAAAAAAAACUACCCAAGCCUGAGCCUGCAAAAGACAGCAGCACAUUAGAAGACGAGGAGGUGCCGCGCCCCCUGGCGGCUUGUCCAGCAGGGAUUAAGCUGGAAUAUCGACAGAUUGAGAGGCUGCGAAAGGCUGCAGAGAAAGCUGAACAAGCUCGAGCCAAGAUCGAGAAGAGGAAGCAGGAAUGGGCCCAACUUUAUGCAGAGAAGCCAAGCAAGGACUCUGUGGAUCCGCAGGAUGUGCAGGCCAUCCGCGAAGCCCAAGAGAACAUGGGGGACUUAAAGCUGAAGUCAGCUAAAGACUUCAUUGUGCCCAAACACCUGAGGAUCAGCGUGAAGGGGAAGAGAGCAGAGCUGAUUGGCCUGGAGGAAAAUAUCCGUGAGAAGCAGACUGAGAUCAACAGGCAGAUCAGAGGGUUGCGGGACUCCAAGGUUCGCCUGGUGUCUCAGUUGCGUGAUCUAGCUAAGCAGGUCCAGAAGGUCCAGAAGCGUCUGGCGGCCCAUUUUCACCGCCCUACACCCGCUCUGCCCGCCAUGCUACCAGAGGAAACACCAGAGAAGAAGCUGCAGUAUAGCAGUGCUAUCCUGGAGCGAUACAGGGUUCUUCUGAAGGAACAGAGGUCCCGGACCAUGGAGCAGGAUGGAGCCACAAGUUUAUUGGAGAAGAUGGAAGGAGAGGAAUGGAAAGAGGAUGAAGAAGAAGAGGAAGAGAGAGGAGAGGAAGGGGAUCUGAGCCUGUCAGGUUCACUUGCAAACACAGAAGAAGAAAAGACAGCAGUGGAGGAAGGAACGAAGCUGACGGAGCUGAGUGAGUUCCAGAGGGACAAGGAGCUUCAGAGGGAUGAGGAGGUCCAGAGGGAACAGGAGUUCCAGAGGGAGGAGGAGAUCAGACUGCUUCACGAGCAGGACUUUCUGCUGGAGCAGAUGGAGAUUCUGGUGUGUCAGUUCGAUGCUGAGCUCCAGCUGCUCCGUCACCAGAAGCUGCGUCUGGAUUGGCAGCUGAAGCAGGCAGACCUCUGUCAGCUUACACUGUACCAGGAAGUGUUGCUCCUCAAGGAGUUUGAGAAGAGGGAAGACAAACUGCAGGAGACGAUCGACGAAUGCAUUAAAGAGGAGAACAGCAUCACGUGUGAACUGGAGGAGUACAAUGAACAGCUGGAGCUGAAGCGGGCAGAAAUAGCCAAGCUACAGGAGAGAGAGAAGGUUUUGGCGGCCGCCUUCAAGGCUUCAGUGGGCGAGGAGAACAAGUUUGGAGAGCUUCUGACCAGAGUCUUCAAGAUGAAGAUCAAACGUGUUAAGAUGGAGGAGAAAAAGGCGGCAAAUGAAGAAGAAAAGAAAGAAGAGAAGGACAGUGGUGAAAGCUCUAAUGAAGACAAAUCCUCGGAUGAGGACGACGAUGAUGAUGAUGACGAAGAUGACGACGACGAUGAUGAUUAUGACAGCGGUGCAGCUGACGCUAAUACUUGCCCUCCAGGCUGCGAUCCAGAAUUGUUCGAGAACAUACUGCAGCUGCGUGAGCGUCGGCUGGACCUUGAGGAACUGCUGGUGGAGAAGAGGAAGAGUGCUGAAGCUCUGAAGAAAGCGUGUGAGCCCCUCAUCAAGAAGGAGAAAUCAGUGAAGAGCAUUCGGGUGCCUGCAGAGGAUGAGCUGGAGCUAGUAAACAGAGAGAAACAUCAGAAAAUGAAUGAGCUGGAUGUGGUGUUUCCUCUCAGACUGCACCAGAUUGAGUUUGUCACCAACGAUUCGGUGCCGUCUGACCUGAGCCCAGCGUUGGUGCUGAACCAGAUGGAGCUGAGCAGGCUGCAAGAGCGCAUCAAACAGUUACAGGAGGAGAAGAGCCAGCAGAAAGAUCUGUACUCUCUGACCCGCCAGCAGCACGUCAGACUCAUCCAUGACUGCAAGGACAUGAACGGCAGUGUUCAGGAGCUGGAGAAGCAGUGUGACCAGAUGAUGAUGUUGAGGUUUGGGAGGAUGGUGGAUAUGGAAGUUCUACUGACACUGUCGGGGAACAGGGCGCUGGAGGAGCUCAAGCAGGACAAACUCAUCCGAGAAGAUGCGUACGCCAAGGAAAUGAAAGAGUGGGAUGCAAAGGUAGAAGAGGCACAUCAGGCUCUGAUGGAGGUGACCAGAUGUAACACAGCGCGUCUCUCCAGCACGACGAUGUUCUUCGACCAGAAGAGAGAACUGGAGCAUAAACUAAACGCCAGGCAGAAUAAAAUGGGCAGACAUUUCCAGGAUUACAGGAGCCGUAUGGACCAGAAGGAGAUCCAGAGGCUUCAGAAGCUGGUGCAGAUACAAUCGCAGCAGGCUGAGGCCCUCGGGAGGGAGAUUGAUGUCCUGUCCCGUAAAGGAGGCCACGUCCUGCCCCCCGGCCAUGCUCCACUGCCCCCGCUUGCCCCUUUGCCCACCCCGACUGACCACACCCACACAGGGCAUCCAUCCACACAGCUGAAAAGACCAAACUCAACUAGCAGAGAGAACUCUCCUCACUAUUAGCACUAUUAUUAACUACACUACAGUUUGUUCACUGCUGUAUUUAUGCAUAAUUAUUAAAUGUCAAAGUCUUAAA
Messenger RNA from Larimichthys crocea (large yellow croaker), 5673 nucleotides. RefSeq names its product cilia and flagella associated protein 44 (gene cfap44). The coding region runs from base 162 to 5600 and encodes 1812 amino acids. The record is from RefSeq and is a predicted model, not a curated record. Gene Ontology annotation, molecular function: protein binding. The transcript has 35 exons. Lineage: Eukaryota; Metazoa; Chordata; Actinopteri; Sciaenidae.